This is a messenger RNA of Ziziphus jujuba (common jujube), 1827 nucleotides long. Its product is annotated as F-box/LRR-repeat protein At3g03360. NCBI's taxonomy places the organism in Eukaryota, Viridiplantae, Streptophyta, Magnoliopsida, Rosales, Rhamnaceae. The record is from RefSeq and is a predicted model, not a curated record. The coding region runs from base 309 to 1739 and encodes 476 amino acids. Gene Ontology annotation, molecular function: protein binding. The transcript is spliced from 6 exons.
UCAAAAUACGGUUUAGUUGAAUUAGGAGAAUAUGUGUCGAUCAUGAGGGUCAUUCCCAACUAUAUCUCUGGUCUAUCUAACACAUGUAUGACCUAUGUCAACUAAACUAGAUCGGACCAAAUCCUACUGUUCAGAACUGUCAGAAGCAGAGGAGGAGAGUAGUUAAGCAUCCCUACCUAUACAUGCUUCGAGUAAUGGAUAAUAAUUUGUAAUUUUCAAAAAAAAUAAAAAAUAAAAAAUAAAAAGGUGCAGCCGGAAGCGCAAAAGAGUUGCGAAAAGGAAAGAGAAGAGGAGAGCCAAGUAAGUACAUGGCGUUGAAGAUCCACCCAAAUAAACACAUAUUGUUGAAAAGGCUGAUGCUGAAGAAAGGGAAGACGAUGCAGAAUAAGCAGGAGGAGAUAGACAAGGAAGAUAUAAUAAGUAAAUUACCGGCUGAAAUUCUGGUAUCAAUUAUGUGUAUGUUGAGGACAGAAGAAGCAGCAAAGAUGAGUGUGGUUUCUCGGCUAUGGCGUAGGAUUUGGAUUACUACCAUUCGGGUUACACCUAGGUUGACAAUUUUUUUGGAAAGAGAGUCUGUUGCGGAUAUAGCGCCAUGUGAUUUAAGCAAAAAGAUACGUGAUAUAAAUAAGAAGAUGAGCAGGAAGAUAAUUGAGGUGUACAGAGUAUUGAAGUUGCAUAAGGCACCUACUCUGUAUGAGUUUUCAUUAAUGGCUGACUUGACAUAUAAAGACUGUCAUCAUAUCGACGCAUGGUUGGAUUUCGCUGCAAAAAAACAUGUCCAAAAGCUCGUGCUGGAUAUUCCUUCUGUUAUGGUUUACGAUGCUAUGUUUGUAGCUAAUAAUUUCCAUUCCCUCAGGGAUUUGACUAUGGAGGGAAUAAGUGUCACUGAAAACUUUAUUGACCGUUUGUUCUCCAACUCUCCCUUUCUUGAACGUUUUGUUCUUCUAGCUUCUAAUAAACUUGACAGGUUGAGCAUUGCUUUUGCUCCCAAUCUUAAGUACUUGCAAAUAGAAAGUUCCGAACGCCUGCAACACCUCCAAAUCUCCUCCGCUGAAAAUCUUAAUACAAUAAUAAUUAAAUUCAUCGAUGAGGUUAAUUUCGAAAGCGUCAACAUAUCUGCCCCAAAUCUCUCCCACAUAAGUUUUGCCAUCUUUGAUGACGGCUUCAAAUUUGACUCUUUUGUCACUGUGCUUAAUCAAAUAAAAAGACUUGCUAUUGAGGUCUACACGGAUGCUAUUUCGGCUCAGUUACCUCAAAUUCUUAAGUUGAGCAAGCUUGAGCAUUUGGAAUUAACGUUGGGUCAUUGCUCCAUAAUACCAUUUCACUGUUUGCUGGAUAUUCUAAAGGCGGCUCCUUUCUCGAUUACUUUCUCAUCCCAGGACCAAGCAGUCUUAGCACAUCCUGCUAAAGACAAUGCCUUAAAGUGGUUGGAUAUGCAUAUACCUAAGGAAGUAGAGGUGAAUCAGAACCAUUCAUGUCAAUGCCUUAAGGUGGUGAAGUGGGGUGUCUUUGCUGGGUGCCAAUCUGAAGUUGAGUUUUUGUUGCAUUUACUCGAGUAUGCUGUGUCAGUGGAGAAAAUAUUUAUUGAGCUUAUGGAUUUAAGUUAUUGGAGAGACAGAGAACAUUGGCGGGGGUGUAACUAUGAUGAUCAAUAUGAAGAACUCUGUGUCGAGUGUGCCCGGUUACUGAGAACGAAGAUACUGCAAAUGCAUCCUCGUGCAGAGGUCAUCAUAACUUAAUUUAAUUGUAAGAAUUUGAUUAUGGACAAAUUAUGUUUUAUAAUUAUUAUUUAUGACUAACAUUGAUAUAGAUGCACCUUCUCUUUUC